Messenger RNA from Cucumis melo (muskmelon), 664 nucleotides. RefSeq names its product heat shock factor-binding protein. Gene Ontology annotation, biological process: cellular heat acclimation. NCBI's taxonomy places the organism in Eukaryota, Viridiplantae, Streptophyta, Magnoliopsida, Cucurbitales, Cucurbitaceae. The transcript is spliced from 5 exons. Gene Ontology annotation, cellular component: cytosol; nucleus. The coding region runs from base 218 to 487 and encodes 89 amino acids. Gene Ontology annotation, molecular function: transcription corepressor activity. The record is from RefSeq and is a predicted model, not a curated record.
AACAUUAAACAUUAUUACAUAAUGGCCAAUGGCAAAAUGGUAACUUUGCAAAAAAGUGUGGGGGCAAAAUGGACAUCCAACCCUUAAGCACAAGCAAGGCAGCCAUUCCCCAUAUUCUCAAUCCUCAUUCAUCACCCGCUCGUUAACUUGACGAUUGGGCACCGCGAAUCUUACAAUAAACUCCCGAUUGUUUCUUGAAGAUCCAGUUUUUGCAGCAAUGGAUGGGCAUGACUCUGAAGAUGCAAAGCAAAGCACGGCUGACAUGACCAUUUUUGUGCAAAAUCUUCUUCAACAAAUGCAAUCUAGGUUCCAAACCAUGUCCGACUCCAUUAUCACAAAGAUCGAUGAGAUGGGGAGCCGCAUAAAUGAAUUGGAGCAGAGCAUCAAUGAUCUAAAGGCCGAGAUGGGUGUCGAGGGCUCUCCGUCACCACUACCUCCAUCAAAGUCAGUUGCAGAUGAAGUGAAGAAAGAUGAAGGUUCUGCCUAGAAAUAGUUGAGAGUGUUCAUUUUAUUGAUGAGUUUGUUGCAAUAUUCUCUUUUUGCUAUUGCCUUUGUGAAGUUGAAACCAAUGCUUAGAAUGAAACAGAAAAGAGCAAUAUGAUAUAAACUUGGACUUGCUGUUUCUGCAUGAUUUCUUAUUGAUAAUAUAGUGAUGAUUAUACUC